Messenger RNA from Racocetra persica, 1832 nucleotides. The record is from the annotation of a GenBank genome assembly. Lineage: Eukaryota; Fungi; Glomeromycota; Glomeromycetes; Diversisporales; Gigasporaceae.
CUAUCCAAAACACACGAGAGGUCCCCGAUUAUUACGAUUCGUCGGCACAUCACUCAAUUUAUGUCGCAUCUCCAACUCAAUCUAAUAUGAAUUAUUACCAGUUUAAUAAGGGUGACCUGCUUUCUGUUAUCGCUUCUCCGCAUCCUAAUACUACUAUAACAUCUACUCCAUCAACGCCUUCAACCCCUGCAACACCCUCUAUUGUCUCUUUCCAUAAUUUCCCCUUUAUCUCCGGCAUAUCUCAAACUUCAAGCUUAUCCAAUCGUCCAAGAACUCUAAAAUUUUUUCCAAAACAUGGUUAUGUCGGUACUCGCCUUACUGUAGAAGUAUACCUUGAAUUACCAAAUCCUAAUAAUGUCAUCCUUAAUCUGGCUUUUGGUGAUUUAAUGGUCGAAACUCAUCAAGUAGCUUUACCUGAUUCUCGUUAUGAACUUGUUGGUAUCGUGCCUAGUCAAGAUUACAUUAAAAGUGCUAAUAGGUCUAAAGUUCCUGUAAAUAUGAUCAUCUGUAAUGAAUAUAAUAUUCCUAUUGAUAAAUGGCACCUUGGCGAUUUUGUCUUUAAAGCAAAUCGUCGUCAUUCGUCUCAAGGAUGUUUAUACCACCCUUAUGCUAUCUCUAACGGUGUGGAGCAAGCUUCCCCAACAACUUCUACCACUCCUCCUCUUAAAAAUGAGAUGCUGUAUAUAAAUGAAAACAAUUCUAAUGCUUAUGCCACUCAACAAAAUGUUUAUACUUUUUAUUCUUAUGAUAACCAUGAUAACCUUGACCCUGUCGCUGAACAACCGAAACCAACUUUAAACGUUUCGGAACAAUCACAACCGACUUUUGAUUUACAGGAUUAUCGUGAGGUUGAAAUGACGAGUAAUGAAUCUCAAUCUGACGAACAAAGUGACCCUUCUUCAUUUUAUUCGUCUUCCGCUUCGACUCCUUACUCUACCUCGUCUGAUGAUUCUUUUAACGAUUCGAUUUGCAAUAGAGAGGCUUCUCUAGAACCCUCUAAUCUAAUCUAUGCUCAGGAAACGUCGUCUAAUGACACCCAGAUUGUUCCUAUUUCUCCUUCCAAUUAUAGUGAUUCCAGUACCACGGAUGAUUUACCUACUCCGGCCACUGUAAAAUCUAUGAAUUAUCAAAUAGCUUCAAGUAUUUCAAGUAUUUCAAGUAUUUCUCCUGGUUUUUGCCCUUAUUUCCCUCCGUCAAUGUAUCCAUAUCUUGGUUAUCCCGUUAUCCCGUCAAUUACUUUAAAGGAAAGUCCAAUGGUUCCAUCUUCUGAUAGACCUCCUCGUCCAAAAAAUCGUAAUUCCUCGGAUUCCGAUUGUAAAACUCAACUUUAUGAACUUUUAAAUAAAGUUAAACUUGUAAUUGAUGGUGAUAUUCAAUCAAUGGCUCAAAAUUGGUCCGUAAAAGAUUUUAAAACUCGAAGAAGAUUAAUACAAUUCAUGAGACGUGUUGAAGGUGAUGAAAUUAGAGUUACUUUUAAACCUGUUAAACCUGAUAAACGACCAAAAUAUGGAAUUUUCGUUUCUUGUAUUUGGUGGGAAGCAAAAGAUGAUUAUUAUAUUACUUCGGUAGAUUGUAUUUAUUUAUUAGAAUGUUUGACUGGAAUUAGAUUAACUCAAGAUGAAAAAAAUAGAAUUCGUAGAAAUUUGGAAAUUUUUAAACCUUUAACUGUGGGAAAAAAUAAGAAAGAUAGUGAAGAUUUAUUUAGAGUAAUCAUGGGUUUCCCGGCUCCAAAACCUAGAAAUAUUGAAAAAGAUGUUAAGGUCUUUCCUUGGAAUUGUGUUAUAUACGCGAUUAAUAAGAUUUUACGCAAGUAUAUGAACCGUGGUACUUAG